AAUAAUGGAUCAGAGAGAGAGAGUAGAAAGGCAAAAGAAGAUCAGAAUGAGGGAAAGUUGUUCAACACUGUUAUAUCGAAUGGUGGUGGUGGGGUUAAAGAGGAGUAUGUAUAUAGGACUAAAUCCAAAGAACGCAAAAUGUUGGCGGAUUUUAGCAGCUUCCCACAGCUCACUGCGAUGUUGGCUUUCAGGGCAAGAAUGAGGAAGAAGAGCAAGAGAGGAAAUAGAAACAAGAAGAGGAAGAAGCAGCAAAUGAUACCUCUUUCUGUAGGUCCAAAUGCAAUGGUAUGUUCUAAUACUAAUUUCACACAUUUUUUUAAAGAACUAUGGAUUUCAGAUUGUUAG
Molecule: messenger RNA, 345 nt
Organism: Ilex paraguariensis (yerba mate)
Lineage: Eukaryota; Viridiplantae; Streptophyta; Magnoliopsida; Aquifoliales; Aquifoliaceae
Source: the annotation of a GenBank genome assembly